AUGAAUCAAUUACCUGGCGACCCAUUUACACAGGAAAUUGAGCGGCUGAGAGCUGAUUACGAGGGGAAAAAAGCGCGGUCUAGCUUGGGUCCUGCGGGUGGCCGACGGAUAAUCGAUCUCAGUUUGGACUUGGUUGACGGUGUGUUCUGCUACACUUAUUGGUAUGAGCGCCAGUGCAUCCGGCUGGCUGAUAUUCCUGGCACCUUUUCUGGGAAUAUCCUCCGCCUACACCAAAAUCUCCCCGACUCAGUCAACGACGGUAAUUACGAGAUCAUCGGUGACGAAAUACGCCUCCUCGAGGAUGUGCCACCACUUCCAGAGCUAGACGAUGAUUCUGAGGAUCUUGAUACAACCCUUGCCUCGCUGCCAGUAGUCGAAGUCGAUUCCAGCAGACAUUUUGUCAAGAAAGGCAAAUAUAAAAGCGAGAUUGACAAUUUGCUCAAAUGCCAGGGUGGAUCCUGCCCGGGAGUGCCAAAAUCUUCUCACAUCAUUCAACUACUGGGAAAGUCACCAGAGGGGUGGUUGGUUUUUGACAAAUACAAGCCCCGAUACGUCUUAGGGUACAUUUAUCCGCUUUCUGUCUACAAAAACUGGAUUUUGCAGAUAGUUUCCGGGAUGAAGUGGCUUCAUUCCCUUGGGAUUGUUCAUCGUGAUCUCCGCAUAGACAACAUUGUCUUCUCCUCUGAUACAUCUCGCGUGCUUAUCUGCGAUCUGGAGAGCCGUUGGGGAAAUCGACUGGCUCCGGAGAUUUCUCGCGAGCCGGUGUUGGACGCUGGCUGGACUGAGAAAUCGGACAUCUAUGAUCUCGGCUAUCUUAUAAAAGGCAUGAUAUAUGGAAAUGUCCCGAUAACGAUGGCGGUGGAAUGGCUUGUUCCCCCUCCUUUAACUGCUGUUGUGGAAGCUUGUACUUGCAAUAAACCCGAAGAACGCCCCAGUUUGGAUGAUGUUUACGCUAUGGUUGAUAAUAUCAAGGUUGCUACUUAA
Molecule: messenger RNA, 984 nt
Organism: Penicillium canescens
Lineage: Eukaryota; Fungi; Ascomycota; Eurotiomycetes; Eurotiales; Aspergillaceae
Exons: 1
Coding region: 1-984 (327 amino acids)
Biological process (GO): signal transduction; protein phosphorylation
Cellular component (GO): cytoplasm
Molecular function (GO): protein kinase activity; ATP binding
Source: RefSeq, a predicted model, not a curated record